Molecule: messenger RNA, 1242 nt
Organism: Mesitornis unicolor (brown roatelo)
Lineage: Eukaryota; Metazoa; Chordata; Aves; Mesitornithiformes; Mesitornithidae
Product: class II histocompatibility antigen, M alpha chain
Exons: 4
Biological process (GO): peptide antigen assembly with MHC class II protein complex; positive regulation of T cell activation; antigen processing and presentation of exogenous peptide antigen via MHC class II
Cellular component (GO): membrane; MHC class II protein complex
Molecular function (GO): MHC class II protein complex binding
Source: RefSeq, a predicted model, not a curated record
GCAGAGCCGGUGCACACGCUGAGCGAGGUCCUGUUCUGCCAGCCGGCCAUGCCCUCGCUGGGGCUGGCGCUGGCCUUCGACGGGGACCAACUCUUCUGGUUCGACUUCCCCCGCUCACGCUGGACUCCCCGCCUGCCUGACCUCCCCCCGUGGCCCUCGGCGCUGGAGCCCCCCGCGCAGCUCCUCCGCGACGCCACCCUCUGCCAGGACCUGCGCCGCGGCAUCAGCGCCAUGGCCACCGGGCUGCUGCCCGAGGCCAAGGGUGUCCCCUUGGCCGACGUCUUCCCCAUGCAGCCGGCGGUGCUGGGUGAGGCCACCACCCUGGUGUGUGUUGUGGAGAACGUCUUCCCGCCGGCGGUGGACAUCAGCUGGCAGCUGGACGGGGUCCCCGUCACCCGCGGCGUCACCCACACCCACUACACCCCCACCCCCGACCUGGCCUUCGUCCGCUUCUCCUACCUGCAGGUGACGCCGGCCGCCGGGGACGUCUACGCCUGCGUCAUCACCCACGAAGGGGACAACUCCUCCGUCGUCGCCUACUGGGUGCCCCAAAACCCGGUCCUCUCAGAGGAGCUGGAGACAGCGCUAUGCGGCGCCGCCAUGGUCCUGGGCAUCCUCCUGGGGCUGCUGGGUGUCACCAUGAUGGUGGUGGCGCGGCGGAGGGGUCACGAUCUGGUCUCAGUCCUGAUCCUGGUCCUGAUCCUGGUCCUGGCCCUGAUCCCAGAUCUGGUCCCAGUCCUGAUUCUGGUCCUGGUCCUGGUUCUUGUCCUGGUCCUGAUUCAUGUCCUAGUCAUGGUCCUGGAUCUGAUUCCAGCCCUGAUGCUGGUCCUGGCCCCAAUCCUUAUCUUGGUCCUGGUCCAGGUUCUGAUCCUGAUUCUGAUUCUGGUGUUAGUCCAAGAUCUGGUCCCAGUCCCAGUCCUGGUCCUGAUAUCAGUCCUGAUCCUGGUCCUAAUCCUGAUCCUGGUCCUGAUUCUGGUCUCAGAUCUGGUUCCAGAUCUGAUCCCAAUCCUGAAUUUAGUCCUCAUCUUGGAUCUGGUCCUACAUUUGGUCCCAGUCUUAAUCCUAAUCCUGAUCCUGAUCCUGGUUCUGGUUCUUGUCCUGGUCCUGGUUCACAUCCUGAUCCUGAUCCCAGAUCGGGUCCCAGUCCUAAUCCUGAUCCUGGACUCAGUCCUGAUCCUGGCCUUGAUCCUGAUCUCGAUCCUGGUUCUGGUCCCCCCAUGGCCACGAGUGCCCACGCUGUGA